AUGUCUACUCAAGGAGCAAAGGAUGCGCUCAUGCAGGGCGCACAAUAUGUCACGGGCAGUGGUAGCAAAUCCACGACAAACGAGAGCCACCUUGGUCGUGAUGGGUCCGGUUUUGGCGCUAUGUCUUCUGGCCCGAUCCCAGGUGCUGGACGACAAGAAGGCGGCUCUGUAGCACCGAUUCCUGGUGGCCACGCGACUAGUGGCCUCACGUCCGACGGCUCGGAGAUCAGCACUGGAGCAACUCAAACGGCACCAGGCUCACAGUAUUGGCAAGAAACGGAAGAGGUGGGUAUCUUCGAGACAAAAGACGGGCGCAAGACAUAUGCACCAGAUGGUCAUCUUACUCGCACUGGUGCACCAUCUCAAUAUGGUGCCGCGGAGGGCAAGACGGCUGGCGAGUCCGGCCUGACUGGUGGGCAUGGGCAAGAGGGCGGAGAGGGCCUGGACAUGCGAUCCUCCCGCGGACAGCACGACAACUCCAGAGGCGCUAUUGCAACAGACACCACUGGUUCUGGUGCUUCUCGAGAGCAAGGGGACAUCGAUACAUCAGCAACGCAAAGCAACAUCGGCGUACCUACAUCCGGUGAUCCUGGCGCGACAGAUGCAGCGCAGCGUAGUGAAGCUGGCAGUGGUGCUGGCGACAAGGCCAGCAACAGCAACAGGUCUGCUCACCUUGAGAACCCUGACGCGAUCCCGUUUGCUGGUAAUAAGAAGGUCGGUGAAGACCAUUAUGGCGAGAGCAAGAUGCAGCCAAAGGCUGUGUAA
This is a messenger RNA of Recurvomyces mirabilis, 765 nucleotides long. RefSeq lists its product as uncharacterized. The coding region runs from base 1 to 765 and encodes 254 amino acids. NCBI's taxonomy places the organism in Eukaryota, Fungi, Ascomycota, Dothideomycetes, Mycosphaerellales, Teratosphaeriaceae. The record is from RefSeq and is a predicted model, not a curated record. The transcript has a single exon.